GAAGCGGACUGUUCAUACUUCGUCUGCCAAGAAGACUGAGAAGGUUGAAGGAGCAGAAGCUUUAGAGACACUGGUGAAGGUUGUCAAAGAGAGCAGAUAUCAUCAGACUGGUUUUAGUGCAGCAAAGCUCCCACCACGCCGUGCUGCCAGUAUGACCACAAGACUCAACAUCGUGCUGAUAGGCAAGACUGGCAAUGGCAAAAGUGAUACUGGAAACAGCAUCAUAGACGAAAAAGGGUUCGGGUUCAGUGAUGCUUCCUAUUCCAAGACAACGAGAGUGGACGUCCGCACCUCAAUUAUAGGGCCAUACAACAUCAGAGUCGUGGACACACCUGGGCUAAGAGAAACUAGAUUUCUAGAAAGCUCCCCUGGAAGGAUGUUAGACUACUUGAAGACGGCCCUUUCAGUGUGCCACGAUGAAAUACACCUUUUCCUCGUGGUGUUGAUUUUUGGAAAUCCCUUUGAAGCGGAAGACCUUGGGGUGGUGAAAGAUUUAUUUAAGUCGGAUAACGCAGACGAGAUGUGGAAACGGACUGCUGUCCUUUUCACCCAUGGUCGAGAGUUCGAAAUGAGAUAUGGCAACAGUCCCAGGGCAUUUCAGUCUUGGUGUAAGGCACAAACCGGUGAACUCGGUAAACUGUUAAAAAGUGUAUAUUACAGAUGCUUGUUGUUUGAAAAUUUACAACCUGAUCAACAAAGAAAGCAGGAACAACAACAGGAAGUCCUCAACAUGGCUAACGACGUUCGUAUGAAGGAGGGUCCUUUCACUGCGGAAGUUCUUAAAGAACCAUCAUGUUGCAAUAUCCUUUAAGCAAAGCCCACUGUACUGUUUACUAAUGUUCUGUGUUGCACGACAUACAUCACGCGAGUAUGCUGCUGUUCAUUACAUCCAUCUGCCGUCAGUUAAUGCCACAUGCACUGCAUGUCGUCCUAGACAUGGAUAUCAUUUGUUAUUUUUAUACCAGUUUUUUUCAGUGCCGAUUUUGACAGUUUCCUUUGUUUUCUUUUCGACUCACAUAUUGGCAUUUCACUAUAGUCGUUUUUUCCUUCAUUGUAAUAUUGAGCCCUAUCAAUGUUUGGAAUUAUUAUUGCUUUUGAAAUAAUUCUAGCUUACAUCACUUAACUUUUAAAUAUUCCGAGCAAGUAAAUUUGCUAGUCGACGACCCAAAGACAGUGCCGAGUUUGUCCUGGUCUAAGCAGAAACUAAGAAUGAUACAUUGUAUAAUUGAUUUUGAAAAGUCUUUUGGUAGGCCCUAUAUGUUUUUCACAAAGCGAUUUUGAAACAAAACUAACAAAAUAUCGAAAAAAACAAUAACGACAACAAAAACAUCCUCUACAAAAACAAUAAAAACAACAAAAAAGGCCCCGUAUGAAAUACCAAGGGUGUGUACAUGUUGCAAAGUAUACUUUUUAUUUUACUAUUUUCAGUGAUAAUGCUUUGGUUAUAUCUUGAUAGAUAAGCGCUGAAUUGUAAUUAAGGCUUUUGUAGGUUAUGAACCCGCAAUUCUGAAAGACUGGAAGAAAUAAGUAGAGUUAACUAGUUAAAAUGACUUAUUUCAUAGUUAUAUCUGAAACCAUCACUUUUAAACAUUCUGUUUGUUUUUGAACCGGAAGGUCCUGAAAAAAUAAGAUUUUUGCUUUGUGAAUCUGGUUUGUUCGUAACAAGAUUUCAUGUACAGUCAAACCUCACUAUACCGCCUACCUUGGGACGAGCAUGAAGUUGGCGGUACAGCGGGGCUGGCGGCAUAACGCGGUAUAACAAUCUUGACUAGAUCUAGUGGUAGAGACUAGAUACAAAUUUGCCAUGCCCAGGGAAAAACGAGUAGCAACCAAUUGCGUGUUCAGCUCCAGCUGAACUAUAUGUAAAUUCAAAUAAAAGUUUCUGCUGGAUCAGAAGCUAGGUUAUAACAUUAUGUGUCAAGGACCACGAAGACGUAAUAUUUUAAACCCGUUACUCGUCAGUCCUCUGGCCGCCUCAAACCUUUCACGUAAUAUUGUGAAUCCUCACAAGCCUCAUAGACGCCCGCCAGCCUUUUGGUCAUUGGGCUCAUAUUUAACGAAGCUAAAUAUAUUGCCGACAGGCGGAAGUGGCUCAGUACCUUUGAAGUUUCUCCAAGAGACUUUACAAUUUCAUUUCAACUUUUGAAUCAUAGUAUUGGCCAAAGCCUAGAAAUAAUAGUAUAUUCAUAAUGAGUGCAAAUCAAGAGAAAAUCGGCGAAAAAAUAGUGUUAAAAGUAAGCCGAACUCGCAGAGACGACUUUGGGAAAGAGAUAAUCAAGCAGCCACUAAGUGAGUGCCGUGUGGCGUGUGUAGUGUGUUCCUGUGAAGCCCAAUUUUCUGGCGGUAUAACGGGGCAAAUGUGUUAAUUUAAUGUAGACUACAACUCAGACAGUUGGCGGAUGGCGGUGUAAUUGCACAAAUACUAUGUUUAUAUAGGCGUUCCUUCUCGUACGUUGACAAAACCUGGCGGUAAACGGGACUGGCAGUAUGGCGGGGGAGGAAGGCCUACAAUGAGGUUUGACUGUUCUAUUUUAGAAUAUUUUAAAAAUCUAAUUUUUAUACAGCUCACAAGAAAACAUGUAACAUCAUGGAUAAAUUAUCAUAACUUGAUCUUUCUAGAUUUUAGAGUAUACCGUCUACUGCAAUGUGACUGAUUGGAUAAUGAGCAUCGUCUCUCAUAAAAACGGUCAAGUUUAAAAUGUCUUUGAGUGGAUGGUUCUGGGGGGGGGGGGGUGUCCAUGGGCAAAGCAUAUUCAUAGCUCAAUAACAUCGAGCUAAACCACAACCACAAUACACAGUGUUGUUAUCAAUAAUUUUAUAUCAUUGAAGGAUAUUUCCAUGCUUGUCUCAUAAUCAGAUGCGCCUGUCAUUACAAAGUGAACAAUGCUUUGGAGACCAAUAAAGUUUUGCUUUUUUCUUGUC
Molecule: messenger RNA, 2922 nt
Organism: Aplysia californica (California sea hare)
Lineage: Eukaryota; Metazoa; Mollusca; Gastropoda; Aplysiida; Aplysiidae
Product: immune-associated nucleotide-binding protein 9-like
Exons: 2
Coding region: 152-811 (219 amino acids)
Molecular function (GO): GTP binding
Source: RefSeq, a predicted model, not a curated record